Molecule: messenger RNA, 2751 nt
Organism: Aspergillus fumigatus Af293
Lineage: Eukaryota; Fungi; Ascomycota; Eurotiomycetes; Eurotiales; Aspergillaceae
Source: RefSeq, a predicted model, not a curated record
AUGCUUGCUGAAGCAGAAUUGCGGAACCCAAAUGUUUCGGAAGCGGACCGUCCUAUCAAGAGACGGAAGGUUGGAGCUCAGGGAGCUACAACUCUUAAUGAGGUUUCUAUACCCCAAGUACCACUGUCAAUGGAAGACAGCCGGCAGGUACAGACUGACUAUGACGAACCCACGUCAGAAGAAUCGGAUAUGGAGUGGGAAGAAGUUGACCUUCAGCAAGUCCCAGCUCAGUCGACUCAGAUAGGUCCGGUGACAGAGGUCGAUAAUGAACCACUCCAGAUCACUCUUGAGGGCCAUGAAGGAAAGAGACGGAAAGUAAUUUCAAGACAAAAACCACUCACCGCUGCCGAGAAAAGGCUCCGAUUAGAUAUUCACAAAGUCCAUGUGCUCUGUCUCCUGCGUCAUGUGCAAAUACGAAAUCUAUGGUGCAAUGACGACGAACUACAGAGCUUUCUCAAGAGGAUGUUACCCAAGCAAGUGAUAGCCAUGUUAAAUCCAUCGGAGGACAAACCACAGUACAGUCGGUCUACAACUUUUGUCGAGGGGCUGAAUCUGGCCAGUGAUGCUUUUAGCAGAAGGUUCAGAGUGACUAGACCAGGCUUGAAGCGAGCGCAUUGGGUAGAUGAUCCGGAAAAGUUGAAGCAAAAAGCGGUAUGUGUGCAAAGCUCCACGCAGACAAUGCAGGGCUCUCGUGACUUUGGUGCUCAGUUGUUCUGUGCUCUUCUACGCUCUGCAGCUGUGGAAGCGAGGCUGGUCUGCUCACUCCAGCCUUUGCCGUUUUCUGGGACGACGAAGAGCAUGACGCCAAACACGCGAGAUUCACAGUACAUUGUUAUAUCAUCUGAUGACCAUGAAACGUCAGCAGAUGAUCGACAGAUGCCUGGCCUCUCGCCGACACCGGCGUCAAGGUCCCGAAGACUUGGACGACCUCAAUUCACUCCAGCGCGUUCACAGAAGACCUCGAUUCCAGGCCCUGGAUUCACCGCUCGAGCCUCGCCUUACCCGGUGUUUUGGGUUGAAGCAUUCAAUGAAGCAGUCCAGAAAUGGGUCCCUGUCGACCCAUUGGUUACCAAAUCGAUUGCAAAACCAUCUAAGUUUGAACCGUCCUUCAGUGAUCCAUCAAAUUCCAUGGUUUAUGUAGUUGGGUUUGAAGAGGAUGCGUCCGCAAGAGACGUUACCAGGCGCUACGCAAAAGCUUUCAAUGCAAAAACACGCAAAAUACGUGUUGAAUCUACUAAAGAUGGAGAGAGAUGGUGGGCAAGGACGAUGCGUUUUUACGAAAAACCAUUCUUGGAGGACAGAGAUGAGAUUGAAAUUAGCGAGCUGACAGCGAGAACUGCUGCUGAGCCUAUGCCGCGAAAUGUGCAAGACUUUAAAGAUCACCCGAUAUACGCGAUUGAGAGGCAACUUCGACGUAACGAAGUCGUUUUCCCAAAGCGCGUCAUUGGCCAAGUCAGUCUUGGAAAGUCGGGAUCGAAAGAUCAGGUGUUGGUGCCGGUUUACCGCCGUAGCGAUGUUCAUGUUGUCCGCAGCGCGGACAAAUGGUAUCGCUUGGGACGAGACAUCAAGAUAGGCGAACAGCCAUUGAAACGUAUUCGCGUCAAUAGAAACAAGGAUGCCGGUUUCAGCGAAGACGAGCACGACAAUGAAAGCGGCAUGGAGAUUCCUCUGUAUGCAUACUUUCAAACGGAGGUCUACACACCACCGCCUGUUGUGCAGGGAAAGGUACCUAAAAAUUCUUAUGGGAACCUAGAUGUCUAUGUGCCGAGUAUGGUUCCUCCUGGAGGUGUUCACAUAAAGCAUCCUCAGGCCGCCCAUGCAGCCAGGGUCCUUGGUAUUGAUUAUGCAGACGCAGUUACAGGCUUUGACUUCAAAGGGCGACAUGGAACUGCUGUUUUUCAAGGGAUUGUUGUUGCCAGCGAGUGCCAGGAGGCGGUUGAAGAGGUCCUGGAUUAUCUUGAAGACGAAAGAAGGCAAACUGAGUCCCAGGAGAAGUCAAGAGAGACUUUACGGUUGUGGAAGCAUUUUCUGCUGAAACUGCGAAUUGCAGAAAGGGUCAAAAGCUACACCAUUGAAGGAGAAGAGAGCGCUGAUGAAAUUCUUGAAAAAUAUGAGGACCCAGGGGAAGCCGGUGGCGGCUUUAUCCCCAAACCAGAGCAAGAAAUGGCCGACGGAGGACAAUUUGCGACUUGUCAACGAUCAAUGCAACUAGAGGGUCGAGGACACACUUAUCAUAUAGUGUCGACAAAUAACGGAGGCCCAGGAAUUGGAGCGCACGGUGAUGGACUUCAAUCUGACGAGAGCGCCAGCCACAUAGAAGCAAUAUCUGUGAAUCCUUCUGAAACCCACAUUCCUAAGGCCUCAAGACGUCCUCGUUAUAGCCUUAUCGUCGUUCCCAAUAAGAAAGCAAACAAUAAUGAAGACGGCACUUCCCAGCGGCAACCACAACUGCAGUCCGAACCAACUCCUGAGAUUGUGGAGCUUGAGCCAGCGGCAGAAGCUCAGAGUGUGCAGAGGUCUGGGGAGACUGGUCAUCUAGGCUCUUCCGAAAUUCCCAUAAUGGUCGACUCUUCAACAACAGGCGGCUCCAGGUCAGCGAGUGUUGAGGUACUGUCGCGGACAGCAUCGCAAACACAGCCACAAACUCCCACACCAGAGGAAAUGGACGAGUCAUCAGGAGUUGAUGACAAUGGGUCAUUGUUGUCGCAUGAUCCCGAAGAUGAGGAUGCGAUUCCAGAGUGGCUAGUAUGA